AUGAGCGGUCUCUGUGUUAUCUAUAUAUUAAUUCCCCUUCUUACAGUGGCUCAAGCUACCAAUUUUAUUUCGCGGAAAUUGACAGCAAAACCAGAGGUUGAUAAUACAAAGUCAAAUAGCAAACUUCUGGGACAAUAUAAUACUUAUACGUUGAUCGAGUGCGCUAUGAAAUGUCAGAAGGAUUGUGGUCACUUAUUCGGAUAUAAUCCUCUGCUGUUGAAGUGCCGAAUCCAUCAGACUAUCUUCACUUCCGGAAUUUCAAACGAAGACGAAUGGACUUACUACGUUCUUCCUUUCGAUUGCAAAAACAUCCUUGACAUUGGUUACAAUAAUUCAGGGGUGUUCGAUAUUUAUCCAAGCUGUUCAAGUCCAGGGGCUACCAGUGCUUACUGCGAUAUGCAAACUAUGGAUGGAGGAUGGACGGCAAUUCAAAAGAGGUUAGACGGAGCCGUAAGCUUUAAGAGGACGUGGGCAGAAUAUAGGACUGGUUUUGGUGUACCGGAAGCGGAUGUUUGGAUUGGAAAUGACGUAAUCCAUCAAUUGACCAAUGGAAGGCCUUCAUACCUCUAUAUUUGGAUCACACUAGACGACGGAAGGAAUCUGUAUGAGUUGUAUGAUCAGUUCUCUGUUUCCAGUGAAGCAGAAAAAUAUAAACUAUUUUUGUCGGGACUUGCCACCGGGACCUUAGGUAAUGAAAUCUAA
Molecule: messenger RNA, 702 nt
Organism: Saccostrea cuccullata (small rock oyster)
Lineage: Eukaryota; Metazoa; Mollusca; Bivalvia; Ostreida; Ostreidae
Product: ficolin-1-like
Exons: 4
Coding region: 1-702 (233 amino acids)
Source: RefSeq, a predicted model, not a curated record